AUGGUUAACACCCAAGGCCUAGCUGUAGGUCUCGCCAUUGGCAUUCCCUCGCUUAUAAUCAUCGUUGUGUGUGUGUUUAUCUGGUAUAGAAACCAGCGCAAGCAAAAUAAGGAGGACCGAAGCGACGAUGAAGUGGACAUGGACUUGAGAGACAACCAUCUGUUCAGUGAAUUCCAGGAAGAAUUACACAGACCACUGGAUAGGCGGUCGAAUCACAACAUAAUUGGCGAAAAUCUGGAGGAAAAAGUGUUUGCUUCAGUAUCAUCAUCCCAUGGAUCCACCCUGUCCACCAACGUCACUGACAACCGAACCGGAUCCAACAAAGGUACUUCACCAUUUCCCCAACACCCUCAUAUGCUGCAUUCAAAAACACCAUCUGCAUAUGACUUCUAUGACACUGUCAUUCCCGUCCUUCCUACCACAGGCGUCAAAAACGGCUCCACUAUCGCGGGCGACACGGGGUUGAUGCAACCGCCUCAUAUCGGGGGUGAUGCGAUGAGCUCCAGCAACCAUAGUUCUGCUGUGAGCAUCGAUGGCUCGGGGUCUUCACCGAAAAAAGAUCGGUCUCUUGAUAGCUUUGCCAAGCAACUCAACAGCCCGGCUUUCUUUGAAAAACUUCCUUCCCGAGCCACCUCAUCCUAUCUUAAACAAAGACCUAUAACCCACUAUCAGCUGAGCAACAGCUCAAGUACAGAUGGCUUUCAAGUCAGAUAUGGUUCGGAUACAAAGAUUAACGAACACUAUGUGCACGAAUCUAUUUCUCAUGAUAACCCACAGCCACAUCCGUAUUCUCAAUUGAAAGGCACCAAAAACGACGAAAGGGCUCCAGUUUCCAAAGUGUUGGGAGGUGGAGUUGAUCGGGCUUUCGAUGCAGAGGGUGAAAGCGACUCGGAACCCGCUGUAGUGUUUAAAUAA
Messenger RNA from Meyerozyma guilliermondii ATCC 6260, 915 nucleotides. RefSeq lists its product as uncharacterized. The record is from RefSeq and is a predicted model, not a curated record. Bases 1 to 915 code for a protein of 304 amino acids. Lineage: Eukaryota; Fungi; Ascomycota; Pichiomycetes; Serinales; Debaryomycetaceae. The transcript has a single exon.